Messenger RNA from Fraxinus pennsylvanica, 345 nucleotides. NCBI's taxonomy places the organism in Eukaryota, Viridiplantae, Streptophyta, Magnoliopsida, Lamiales, Oleaceae. The record is from the annotation of a GenBank genome assembly.
AUGUCAAGUGUUGUGAGGUACAUGAGGAUGCAUGCCAAGGCUGAUGCUACAGCCACAAAUUUCGAAUCCGCGGUUGAAGACUUGGAUUUACUCAACUACGAAUACGAACAAUUUGCUGGAAAUGAUCUGCACCAUUUGUUCUUGGUUUUGAUGUGCAGCGGUUCAAAGAGCAAAAAUUGCCAUUUUGAUUUGGAGAUGGAGGCUGAAUUUCAAGAGAAUAAGGGAAGAGUUGCCUAUAGAAAUUGCUCAAAUUUGCUUGAAUUGGCAGCCACACACGAUCUGGAUGGUUUUAUAUGUGAAGCAGAGGAGAGGGGUUGUGAUAUUGAUGUCAAGGUUUUCACUUAG